AUGGCUACUGGGAGUGUUCCCUCAGAGAUCAUAGAAACUGAUAGAGAACGGUUACUUAAAAUUCUCCAGCAAGAUCCUGAGUCUGUUUUAGAUACAUUAACCUCUCGGGUGAGGAGAAAUGAGGCUCUGGAGAAGAUUACAGACCCCCUGAAGAAGCGCCCUUAGCUGCUGAUUUUGGUCCAGAAACAAGGAGAGGUGAGCUGUCAGCAGUUCCUCGAGUGCUUAGUAAGCACUUUUCCAGAGUAUGCCAACAUAAGGCACUUCCAGCACGGUAAGUUGAACUUAAAAAUAAGAAAAAGGAUUUUUUUUUUGGAAGGGUGGGAGUGCGGAGUGCGGGUGGGUGGAUUGGAUGCAGACAGAGAUCACGAGUGUUUGAAGGAAACUGCCCAGUCCCCAGGGGGAACACGGGAGGAAUACCACUCGGUGAAAAGCCCACUGGCACAUCUGGUUGAGAAUGUCGAAUGCAAAGUCGCGGCAACUACUGGGUACCUGCAAGGUGGGCAGAGCUAUGAAGAACCCGACGAUGAUUCUUUAUACUUAGGAAAAGAAGAGUAUCUUCCAUGCAUUGGGUAUUCUGACCUCGCAGAAAGCCCUGUGGCAGAAGAGAAUUACAGUGGCCCCCGAGACGAUCGUCUCUGGUGUGGAGGAAGACUCUGCGUAUUUCGGGAACCCAGAGCUCUUUGACAAGGACAGAGCCAUGGCGAUUCAGAAACCGACAUGUCAAUGCAGGAGAAGGAGAAAAGUAUAGAAGAAAAAAAGGUGUUUAAGGAUGUCCUGUCGAGCUUGAACCUGGAUGGGAGCAGAAAGCUCCUGCCGGACAUGGUGCGGCAAUUGUCCCAGGAUGGAGGAGGGAGAUGGAUGCCCGUGACACCGGCAGACUUAGCCUGGAGUUUCCUGCUGCAAGUCCGAGCACUGGAUGCCGGCAGGGAUGCCGUCCUCAGACUCGGGGCUCAGGCCGAGGGCGGCGGAGCAGGGGAGCUCCUGGCUGGAGCAGAGAACUUGGGAAACGUCCCGGCGCUCACCCCCUCUGAUGCCCUCUGUGCUUCUCUGCUGGGUUCCGACAGCUCUUUGCAGCGCUGGGGCAUGGCAGCCAUGCACCGGUGCCCACUCGCCCUUCCCCUGCUUCUGCCCGACGCAGAGAACCACAGCAGCCAGUUCAUGCUGGGCGCCGCCGCCCUGGAGCCACAGAGGCUGCUGACACUCAGAGAUGCCCGUCGUCGCCUCCUUCCCUCCUUCAUGCGCCUGGGCCCCUGCAGCUUCUCCAAGUCCAGGAUCCUGAACACCCGGCUGCCCCGCUUCCCAGACCUUUCUCCAGUCUGCCUCCCUGCGGCCCGACAGAUCUCCGACGGGCUGGUAGAGGUGGCCUGGCACUGUCCCGGGGCCGCUCCUCUGGGACAAAGCCCAAGUUUCCCCCCAAAGCCCGUGGCCAUAGCCAACCUGCGUGGCGAUCUGCAGGGUUUCUGGACCCAGUCUGGUUUCUUGGUGGAAGUCUCCUCGGCAGUGCUUUUCUUCACUGACCGUCUGGGCGAGAAGGAAUGGGACUUGUUUACGUGCUUGGGAGAAGAGACCAUCGGGCGAUGCUGUUUUGUGCUCAUCCCUCAGGCCAGGGAGAGAGAGACUCAGAUUUUCCAGAGGAUCCUGAAUCUGAAGGCAUCGCAACUCCUGUUUUGGGAGAAGGAGGGGGAGACCGUGCCAAACCUUCAGGGUGCCCUGCGAAAUGUAAUGUCUUCUUCCCUCAACUGCAUGUGCUGGGAAGACAUGGCCUCCUUGGCCAGGGAGCUGGGAAUCCGGGUGGAGCAAGGCUCUGAGAACAUUCAAGGAACCCGCGUCUCCUCUAGUGGAAACUCGGAGCCCCAGAGACACAGGCCGAGGCCCGGCAGGACUCUCACCCCACCGCAGGGUCCCGGCCUCCUCGGGAAGCUGCCUUCCCUUGCCGACCGCAGCUGGAGGCCACAUCAGCCGCGAGCUUUGGAAGGGCCCCCUUGCCCACCCCCACUUUUGGCCUACGUGGUUCUGCGCUUCACCCUUCAGAACACGAGGUUCCCGGGCCGAGGCACACGUUUUGGGAUUCAGUACUUUGAGCCACAGAGAUUUCACUGGAGAAUGGGAACUUCCCCAGGGCGCCGUGGGGCCAGCGUGUGAACAGAACAUCUGGGAGGCUACCCAGCCCCACCCCUGCGCCUGUGGGGCCCGGCCCGGAGACCCCCGACAAGGGGAAGUCUUCACAGAUCGGGGACGGUGGCCUCUCGGGUCGGUCACUGGCCAUCCUCGGGUCCCCGGCCAGCAGGAGAAGCCGGGAAACCACCACCAAGAGGACCCCGCACCCAGGGACCGCGGCGGAUGGAGGCGGAUGGACCUCACAGAGACCACCGCUCCUUCACCCGCUUCCACCCGCCUCUUCACCAGGAGGCACAAAGCAGGCCUUCAAAUCGGGCUUCCCGAAGGGAGUCCUGCCCCGAGUCCAACAGCAAAUAAAUCUGUGCCCAGUUCUCAGGUGCAAGCCAGUCAGAACAAGUCAUGGCAGCUCCGGCAGCCGCAGCCCCGUCCCUCUAAUCCCCGUCCUCUCUUAACAUGGGAGCAGCCGCUCAGGCCCUGCCCUCGCCAGGGACACCUCCUCCACCCAGACACCCUCAGCAGAAGUCCUGUGGACCUCAGCCCUCCCAGUCCA
Messenger RNA from Erinaceus europaeus (western European hedgehog), 2668 nucleotides. It is a transcript of the gene CARD6, whose product is annotated as caspase recruitment domain family member 6. Gene Ontology annotation, biological process: regulation of apoptotic process. The record is from RefSeq and is a predicted model, not a curated record. Lineage: Eukaryota; Metazoa; Chordata; Mammalia; Eulipotyphla; Erinaceidae.